Messenger RNA from Carassius auratus (goldfish), 3142 nucleotides. Its product is annotated as integral membrane protein GPR137B-like. The record is from RefSeq and is a predicted model, not a curated record. Gene Ontology annotation, cellular component: lysosomal membrane. Gene Ontology annotation, biological process: positive regulation of TORC1 signaling. Bases 194 to 1507 code for a protein of 437 amino acids. Lineage: Eukaryota; Metazoa; Chordata; Actinopteri; Cypriniformes; Cyprinidae. The transcript is spliced from 7 exons.
ACAUCCAAGAAGUUUAUUCCAUGCAACAACCGUUAAGGGCAUGCUGUAGUUUUUUAUUUUCCGCUCAUAUGCCAUUUGUAAUUAAGUUUGACGUUUUUUAAUUUCUCCUAAUUUCAAAACAUCUGCAUGAAAAGUUUCAUGGAAAAGGAAAACGUUUUGGAUAAGUCGACGUGAUAGCGAGCAUCCCGUCGAUAUGUUGUUUUUACUAGAAAACCAGGUCAGUGUCAGUGUUUGGACGGACUCAUCCUCAUCUUCCUCCUCCUCAUCAUCCUCCACCGAACUGAUCCAUGCUGCGGUUCCGCCGUCCGUGCAGCUCGGUCUCACGGUUCUCUACACGGUUUUGUAUUCGCUGCUCUUCGUGUUUGUUUACCUGCAGCUCUGGUUGAUUCUGCACUACGGACACAAGCGCUUCAGCUACCAGAGUGUUUUUCUCUUUCUGUGUUUACUCUGGUCGGCACUGAGGACGACUCUCUUCUCUUUCUACUUUAAAAAUGUUGUUCAAGCCAACCAGCUUCAGCCUUUGCCGUUCUGGCUCCUGUAUUGUUUUCCAGUCUGCCUGCAGUUCUUCACCCUGUGUCUGCUCAACCUUUAUUUUGCUCAGGUGAUUUUCAAAGCCAAAGCAAAGUAUUCCCCGGAGCUCAACAAGUACAAGGUGCCCCUGCGUCUAGGAUUUCUGCUGGCCAGUGUUUUUUUCCUGGUGGUGAAUGUGACGUGUGCCAUGCUGGUUCAGGGUGAUGCGGAUGAGAGUCAGGUGAAGGAUGCCGUCCUGGCACGAGUUCUGGUUAACGACAGCCUCUUUGUGCUCUGUGCGAUCUCACUUGCCAUCUGCAUCUUCAAGAUCGCUAAAAUGUCUUCUGCCAACGUCUACCUGGAGUCAAAGGGGACAUCAGUAUGCCAGGCCACGGCCAUUGGGGCGGCAGUUAUCCUCCUCUACACAUCCAGAGCCUGUUAUAACCUGGUUGUGGUGGCUCUUUCUCCUGAAGAUCGGCCCAGCCCGUUUAAUUAUGGCUGGUACAAUGUAUCUGACCAGGCGGAUGCAGAGAAGAUCAAUGGGGAAGCCUAUGUGGUCUUUGGGAUCAUCCUGUUCUUCUGGGAGUUGCUGCCCACCAGUCUGGUAGUGGUGUUCUUCAGAGUGCAGCGGCCCAAUCAGAACCUGACACCGGGUGGCAUGAUCAACAGUCACAGCUUUAGUUCCAGAGCGUAUUUCUUUGACAACCCACGCCGCUAUGAUAGUGAUGAUGAUCUGUCUAGAAACACAACUUCCCGAGGGGAAAGAUGCAGUAUCUUGUCAUCCACACCGCAGACGGGCCCAGGUUGGUAUGGCUCGAUCCAGAGGAACAGCAGCCUAACAGCGAUCCCUCACCUGCUGAACGGCCCCCAAACAUCAACCGCCCCUCUUCUCUUUUCCUACGGCAAUAUUCAGACCAACCAACACCACAAUUACUACUCCACCCCCCAGAACUACUACUCAAGCUCCCAGACACACUACUCCACCCCUCCGAACUAAUGCAGAAGUGGAUUGAUCUAGUCUGAGGUGUGACUCAGCCAGGACACCAUUGAGCAAUGCUUUAUGGUCGUCUUGGCCCUCAGUCAGUUCAUCUGCCCACAUUAAAACGGAAAGAAAUGAAUGGGACCAUACGAAGGUGAUGGGGGAAGGUUUGUUUGGACCAAAUGGACCAACUUUUCCAAUGCUCUCAUUUCUAAAAAAAAAAACAUCCAUCUAAUCACCCAAUAUUGGCACAAUGAGCUCCUAGGAGCCUUCAGCACAUGGACUCCCCUCUGUGAGUUGGGAUGUGCUUUUUGCACUUAUUGUGGGCCUGUGUGAUAUGUUUGGAUCAGUUGGAAUAGUUGUAGGCCAGAAUGUGUUGAUUUGUUGGUGGCGAGGUUUUUCUGUUUUUGGAGAGUACGUCUUUUAUAUUCCAUCGUUUUGGAGAAAGAGCACAACCUCCUUGUGCAUCUGAGACGACCAAGUGAAAUAGCAUUCUGGAUCCGUCGUGCACUGACAUUCACAUGACUCUUUCUUGAAUUCCUUUAACGUUUUUAAUACAUUGCCAAAGAGCCUGUGCUUAAAACCAAGGUAGUACAUUUUAACGCUUCCCAAAGACAGAGAGACAUCCGGUUCCUACAAUCCCAGAACCAACGACUCAAAUGUGUGACUAGGAAGACUAACUCUACUUACGUCCACUGAUAUUUUGGUACUUGGCUUUUGAAGGACAUUGUGGGCUCGUGGGGGAAUUUACCUGCAUAUAUCAGUAGUCCAAAUCUAGAAUAUCGUUCUCCAGGGAUGCCUGAAAUGGUGCCAUCGUAUGAUUUUCCUAGCUGAAAACAUGUUGCACAAAAUGAAUGUUUGGAUUGAACAUGUUUCAUGAGCUUUAUAUCAUCAUUCCUGUAUAAUUGUAUUUCAGGAGCAUGACUGGUCAGCAAUUGAUCAACAUAUCCAGCUUUAAUGAAACGUUCCUUUCCAUCUUCCUAAAAAAGUAAUUGUGUUUUAGCAAAACAAAUAAGCUUAUUAUUCGCUAAUUUGCUGCUCCUUAUGUUAUAAGCUGUGUACAAUAUAUCAGCAAUCAUUCGGCUGAAGCUAUCAUCAGUUGUGGUGUAAAUAUGAUGAAUGGGCAGCUGUAGGGUUGAAACUCCAUAUGCACCUGCUCUAUUAUUGGAUUUAUUUUUAAAAUGAGUUUUACAUUGCGUCUUACUGGGUUUUAUUUACUCUGUAUGGAAAAAGUGGAUGAUUUUAGUUGAUUUGGACAUCAGAUCAGCCUCAUGUCUUAUUUCCUUGCUUUCUGCCAGCUGAUGUGUAGCAAAGUUUUUCAGUUAUGAGAGAACUAGAGCAUUAAUUGAUGGAAAUGUUAUGCAUUUGAUUGAAUGCCGAUUAGGUUAAUUUCCUGAAAAACUACAGAUGAGAUGGGGCUUUGUGUUUGAGUUGGUUGGUUUCUUUUUAUCUUUAUUAAUUUAUAAAUGUAAGUCUGAAAAAUGUUACUGUGAAAUUUGUCAUAUCAGCUUGCAAAAGAGCAAGUAAAGCCUUUGUUUUUUUUUUGUUCGAGGCCAAUGAAUGUAACUUGUUUACCCAUGUUCAUAGUUAAUAAAAAAUGUACACAAGCACUACCAAUAAAAAAAAUAAAGUUUUAUUGCAUUGUUUUAAAAA